Messenger RNA from Fukomys damarensis (Damara mole-rat), 1599 nucleotides. RefSeq names its product G protein-coupled receptor kinase 7 (gene Grk7). The record is from RefSeq and is a predicted model, not a curated record. Gene Ontology annotation, cellular component: cytoplasm. Lineage: Eukaryota; Metazoa; Chordata; Mammalia; Rodentia; Bathyergidae. Gene Ontology annotation, molecular function: ATP binding; rhodopsin kinase activity. Gene Ontology annotation, biological process: protein phosphorylation; regulation of signal transduction; signal transduction.
CCCCACGCUGCCCUCCCACCUCCCUGGGGGCGCCUGUGCUCAGCCAUGGUGGACAUGGGGGGCCUGGACAACCUGAGCGCCAACACUGCCUACCUGCGGGCCCGCAAGCCCUCGGACUGCGACAGCCGGGAGACGCCUGGGCCACAGGACUGUGCCGAGCUCCGCCGCGCCCUGGCCCCGCGCUUCCACAGCCUGUGCGAGCAGCAGCCCAUCGGCCGCCGCCUCUUCCGAGACUGCCUCCUGGAGGAGGUGCAGGCCUGGGAGCUGUCCGCCGGGCCGCCAAGGACGUCGCACUGCAGGGGCUGCUGCCACUUGUGUCCCUGCCUCAGCCCUGCGCUGGUCACCAGGUGCCGAGCAGCCACCACCGAGGAAGAGCGUGCGGCCGUGGUGGCACUGGCCAAGGCUGGGGCCGUGGGCUUGCAGGAGCGGCCCUUUAGAGACUUCCCGGAGACCUUCUACGGCACAUUCCUGCAGUGCAAGCUCUUGGAGACGCAGCGGGCAUCUGACAAGCGCUUCGGGGAAAGGCGGCGUUGGGAGGUGAGCGUCUCCGGGUACAGCCCUGUCUGUGCCAUCCAGGUGAAAAACACUGGUAAGAUGUGUGCCUGUACGAAACUGGACAAGAAGCGGCUGAAGAGGAAAAAUGGGGAGAAAAUGGCUCUCCUAGAAAAGGAAAUCUUAGAGAAGGCGAACAGCCCUUUCAUCGUCUCACUGGCCUACGCCUUUGAGAGCAAGUCCCACCUCUGCCUGGUCAUGACCCUGAUGAAUGGAGGUGACCUCGAGUUCCACAUCUACCGUGUGGGCACCCGGGGCCUGGCUGUGAGCCGCGUGGUCUUCUACUCAGCCCAGAUGGCCUGUGCGCUGCACCUCCACAGCCUGGGCAUCCUCUACCGGGACCUGAAGCCCGAAAAUGUGCUCGAUGACCUUGGCAACUGCAGGCUGUCUGACAUGGGGCUGGCUGUGCAGAUCCAGGAUGACAGGCCUGUCACCCAGAGGGCUGGGACCAAUGGCUACAUGGCUCCUGAAAUCCCCAUGCAGAAGGGCUAUUCCUACCCUGCGGACUGGUUUGCGAUGGGAUGCAGCAUUUAUGAGAGUGCUGGACGGACACCAUUCAGAGAUUACAAGGAAAAGGUCAGUAGAGAGGAUCUAAAGCACAGACCUCUGAAAGAGGAGGCCAUGUUCCAACGUGAGAGCUUCACAGAGGACGCGAAAGACAUCUGCAGACUCUUCUUAGAAAAGAAAGCACAGCAACGCUUAGGAAGCAGAAAAGACUCUGACGAUCCCAGGAAACACCCUUUCUUCAAAACCAUCAACUUUCCCCGACUGGAAGCUGGCCUAGUUGAGCCUCCAUUUGUACCAGACCCUUCUGUGGUUUACACCAAAGAUAUUGAUGAAAUCGAUGAUUUCUCUGAGGGGCGGGGGGUGGAAUUGGAUGACACAGAUGAGAAGUUCUUCAGCAGAUUUGCAACAGGUGCUGUCCCCAACGCGUGGCAGGAAGAAAUCCUAGAGUCAGGGCUGUUUGAGGAACUGAAUGAUCCCAACCAGCCAGCAGGUUACGGGAAGGGUAAUUCAUCUAAGUCUGGAGUGUGCUUGUUAUUGUGA